Messenger RNA from Ostrinia furnacalis (Asian corn borer), 3035 nucleotides. RefSeq lists its product as uncharacterized. Gene Ontology annotation, biological process: DNA damage response; cell population proliferation; positive regulation of protein phosphorylation. Bases 204 to 3023 code for a protein of 939 amino acids. The record is from RefSeq and is a predicted model, not a curated record. Gene Ontology annotation, cellular component: nucleus. Lineage: Eukaryota; Metazoa; Arthropoda; Insecta; Lepidoptera; Crambidae. The transcript has 5 exons.
GUUUUGUCCUUAUCAAACUCAUAUUACUGGAGGUUGAUAAAAGAGAGUCUUAUCUAGUCCUGUUUGAUGUUUCUAGUAAGUAAAGCAAUAUUUUUAUUGAUGCCUGAAUGGACUAGUAUCUCUUUGAGUUUUAUGGAGUAAAUACGGAUUUAAAGUACGUAAUUAUUGUUAAACAUAGUGUUGUUCAGUUAAUUGUAGAUAAUAUGGAAUUAAAUAAUUACAAGAAGAAACUGAAAGCUCUUUUUGAAAGGUUUACUCAGAAAAAUUAUCAUCUGAAACCAUACUACACGAAAGCUCUUGCUCUGUGUUUUGAUAACUGCACUGAGAAAAGCAUUGAAAAACAACUAUUGGAAACAGCAUUUUUUUCAGACCUGGUAUUAUGUGCAUUACUGAAUGUGGAGCAAAUUCCAUGCACAGCUAUAAAAACAUUCCUUGUUGAAAUUGUGACUGUUCUCGUCAAGAAUGAGCUACAAUAUUGUAAGCUAUUGUAUUUACAUGGGUUUCAAACUAUGGUAGCAAAAUUGAGUUUAUUGAGUGAGGGUGCUACAACACCUGCCUACCAAUUAGCAUUUACAAAGCUACCAACAGCACAGAUUAUUCAUAGUCCAGGAAUAGCAACAAUAGUUGAAACGAAAGCAUGGAUACAUAUACUGCGACCAAAGACUCAUCACAAACCAGCACCUGUGGCCAGAAGCAUUUACAGUUUUAUAUCCCAGCUAGUUUGGAAGCUAAAUACAUAUGAAGAAGAGCACGCUUUAGAGGAAUUAUUGCAAUACAUACUGAGCCCUUUUAUGAAUAAUCACCAAUUAACGACAAUUGAGGUUGGAAAUGAGAAAGAGAAGGCAGAUCAAGUGUUAUCAUUUUUACAUGCUUUCUUAGCUAUUUUCGAUGAUAUACCAAAUCUUAUGAAACCAAGUAGAGUGAUGCAGCUACUAAACCGAACUUAUAUCGUACAAGGCCAUUUGCACUUCCUGUCUCAAGCGACUAGAGAUGAUGACGUACAAAUAAUUCUUGUAGAAUGUAUUUUUCGUUUUUUUGUUGCGUCAGCCAGAGAUAACAUGAUGGCACACGGAAAAACAAACAGUGACUUUUUAAAUGAUGUUCUAGCAGCAUAUAAUAAUAUCAUAAAUUUUUUAAUUAGCCAGCGAAUGGUGACAGUACUAAUAAAUUUUACAAUAAAAUGCAUUAUGUAUUGGUCUAAGCUUGAGAGCGUGGAUGGUAUCUCACAGACAUUCGAUAUUAAUGGGCAUACGUUUGAUAUGCGGAAUCAACUUGUAUUGCUUGCGGUUGUUCCCAUACUUACUUACGCCGCACAUUACAGUAAAAAAGACACUUUUGUCGAUACAUUUUAUUUUAAAUUUACCGCAAUAUCAACAGAACAUAUCGUUAAAUUAUAUUUUAAGUACAAAACACUUUUGGAAUCGACUGAUAUAAAAAAGAAUUGCUUAUUAGCUCUCAGAGAAGCGUUUAAACUAAAGGGAUACCUGAACGUAGCACAAGCAGGAAUUGUAUACCAGUCGCUGUAUUACGCACUAGACUGUCAUGUGGCCACUGAUGGAUCAGGAAGUUUGAUUCCAAACAGAACCCCAUUGACUUCUGUGGAAGACACAAAGAUUUUAUCGUUCGUCUUCGAUUUCAUGUUUAAACUCCUUAAAGAGCACCAAAUCAAUUGGUACGACAGUCUAGAAAUCAUUUGUUAUCAAAAUACCAUAAUGAAUGUAUUGCAUAAUAAUAUUCUGCCGACCAAGCUUUUGAUUCAGGCUCUAAAUUUGAUCGACUUGAGCAUCAAAAAUUUCUUAUCACCAGAUUUAUCACUUCUGGUAGAAAGUAAAAAUGGGAGCACACUGAACGAAAUAGGAAAAGUUGUCAGAUCGUUUAUGUAUCACGAAGAAUGGGAAAUCAGAGAUUCUGCGUUACAAAUAGUAUUGAGUUGUACAGACGUUGCUUACGUAAAGUAUGUUCCGCUACAAAAGUUAAUUUUACAAAAUAGUCUUAUAGCAGAAGCUGCUAGAAUAGUUAUUGAUGAUAACGAAUACUAUGUUCAGGCCAGCGCUAUGAAAUGUCUAGCUUCAGCCGCCAGAAUAGAAAGUAUUUGGAGAGAAGUUCUAUUGGUGCAUCCUCAUCUAUAUAAGCAAUUACUAUGUGUAAUAUGCCAUAAUCCUGAGGGGAUGGUUAGAAUGGAAGCAAUAAAUGUUUUAACAGAACUGUAUGUGCAUCAGAGACUUCCAAAAUCGUUUAUUAAAUGUCUCUACAGCAAAAUGACAAUAUCAGCUAUUGAUGACUUGCAUUGGGAAGUCCAACUAUCGGCGUUAAACUUUUGGAAACAAGUUAUUCAAUCACUUCUAUCAGAUAGAGGCAUGAUCGACGGGAAGUUUCCUGCAAUGACAUUUUCAAAAGAAAAGAGAAAGAUAAUCACUUUGAAUAAUGCCGAGAUUACGAGACAGCUUACAUGCAUAAUGGACUCUUUGUCUUCCAUCGGAUGUUUGGACGUUUUAGUUGAGUGCCUAAAUGAAGAAUAUAAUACAACAGUAAUGGAACAGGCAUAUGCUAUAUCCAAAGAUAUUAUGUCUAUUUUGGAUUAUUACAAAUAUGAAAUACCUUCAAUUACAGAUUUUUCAAGUUCUACUAUGCCUGAUCAGUUGCAAAAUUUUGAACUAAAUAUUGCAAGUGAUCCUAUGGGUUUCGAUAGCGAUAUGAUGUCGUUUGACAACAGUGACAUAGUUGAUCGAAAUGUUAUUAUAGAUAAGAUCACAUCAACAAGUGAUGCUGAACUGAUUGGGGAAAUGUUUGAUAAUUAUAUUUCUAUUAAAAACGAUGACUGUAUUGAGGAUUCGCCGACUCAAUCAAAGCGCAAAACUAUCACACCAUAUGAUUUUAUAUCGAACUUCAAGCAAACCGAUUAUUUAUCUAAAUUGAAAAAUAAAGAGAACUGGAACCUUAGUAAUUUGGAUACGCUAUUAGAUGAAAUUUUUAAUUUAGAAGACGAAAAUAAUUUGCUUCAUGAUGAAUGUGCGUAUUUAUAAUAAUAUUUUAUG